Messenger RNA from Ophidiomyces ophidiicola, 1077 nucleotides. RefSeq lists its product as uncharacterized. Gene Ontology annotation, molecular function: chitinase activity; chitin binding. Gene Ontology annotation, biological process: carbohydrate metabolic process; chitin catabolic process. The coding region runs from base 1 to 1077 and encodes 358 amino acids. Gene Ontology annotation, cellular component: extracellular region. The record is from RefSeq and is a predicted model, not a curated record. Lineage: Eukaryota; Fungi; Ascomycota; Eurotiomycetes; Onygenales; Onygenaceae. The transcript has 4 exons.
AUGAUGGUCCCAAGUGACAUCUCCAUCUACUUCAACGCUGUCUAUUACCCAAGCUGGAGGAUUUACAAAGACCAGCCGCCGUCUUCGCUACGGCUGGGGUUUGUGAGUCAUGUGUUUUAUGCAUUUGCAUGGGUGAAUCCGGAUGGGACCGUCAGACUCGGUGACGAGUGGGCAGACGAACAGAUGCCUGUGGAUGGCACACAAGGAUGUAUCAGGGCCUUUACACAGCUGAAAGAGCAGCAUAAAGGAAUGAGGGUGCUACUCUCAAUUGGCGGAGGGGGCACUGGAAGUCAACAUUUUGCUGCCGUGGCCAAAGACCCCAUAGCGCUUCGCACUUUUAUAUACAGUGCAAAAAAUCUGGUCGAUCGAUUCGACCUCGAUGGACUAGACAUUCUAUACAAAGUCGACUGGGAACACCCCUCCGACUCCCAACAAGGAGAAGACUACGUCAACCUCCUCCGCCUCCUCCGCAGCGAGUUUCCAUGCUCCCACUACACACUCACCACAGCGCUUCCAGCAGGUGCUUGGGCCCUGCAACAUAUCAAUCUCGCGCACGCGCAAUGCUACGUCGACUUCAUCAAUCUUAUGACCUACGACUUCUCGGGGCCCUGGGUCCCGCACAGCGGCCACCAGUCGCAACUUUUCGCCCCCGCGGCCCCGCACAGUGACGCAGCCACGCUCUCGUGCCACUCGGGCGUAUCCUACGCGCUAGCGCAUGCCGUGCCCGCGAGCAAGAUCCUGCUGGGCGUUCCUGUGUACGGACGCGCGUUUCCAGGCACGACGCGCGCGGGUCAAACACAUGGCGGCGACGGGGCGGCUGAGGAGACCGUGUUGGAUUAUCGCGACUUGCCUGUUGCGGGGAGUGUGGAGAUGCACGAUGAGUGUGCAUGUGCGGCAUUCUGUGUGGGUGAUAAGGUUGGGUUUGUGUCUUAUGAUUCCACGGCCACUGUUAGGCAGAAAGCGGCGUAUGUGCGCGAGAUGGAGCUGGGCGGCUUGUUUUACUGGCAUAUUGCCAGCGAUGCGCCGGGGAACAGGAGUUUGGUCGCUGCGGGGUAUAAUGCGCUGCAUGAUCUUUGA